GUAACUCUAUGCAUCUGUUCCAGGAACUGAGAACUGUGAGAUUUCCGUGCCCUGUUGCCCACAGGAGAUUUAAAUACUGUUCUGAGACUGUGCUUCACGUAAACAACCCCCAGUAUCACUGUGUCAUGAAAUCCUUUAGUAUGAGCCAAAAACCCCUUCUGACUUUUGCAUGAAUCAUUCUGUUAGCUCCAAGUGACACUGACUGUUCAUUUGAUCCCAGCCAGAACCUUAUCCCUGUUUCUCCUGUGGGAGCAACAAAACUUUUGAAUUCUCCUGUAACCAUGCCAGAAAUGACAAGUGAAGAAGUGACAUAUGCAGACCUGAGGUUCAUAACACUGGAAAAAUCCCAGGACCAGGAGCUCCAGACUGCCAGAGCAAAAGGUAGUGGUGGUGUUGGGGGGCAGUUCUCUCCAAGGCAAACUCUCACCUUGGAGAACAUUCUUUAUGUGACACUCAGAGGAGGAUGAAGCAUCUUGGCUUCUGGGAGCCCUUUGUACUCAAAUCUUCUAAGAAAUCAGAGGGAGAAAAGAAAAAAGGCAGGAGGUGAAAAAGAAUGGAAGGAUGGAGAAUGUGGAAAAACUGUUUAGAUUUGAGAGGAGAGAUAUAAUUAAGGUUGUGGGAUGCAGUUACGUAAAAACAAACAUCUUCCAAUAGAUGUUAAGUCUCAGCUCCUGGAACUUAGUGAAGUAAUCUGCCUAAGGGGCCUUGCAAAAGUCUUUCGGCUUUACUUAUUUAAAUCUGACUAACGGAAUGAAGUAAAUGCCAGGGGAAAAAAAAACAUUUUCUCUCAAGGGAAGGAAUAGAUGGACAAAUACCUUUUUGUACUUAAAAAUCAUAAAAAUUAUGCUACAUAGCUUCACAGAGGAAGGGAGGAAUGUGGCUGAUCCCAAAUUUAUAUUUUUUAUGCGAUGCAUUAGUGCUUUAGAAUCCUUCUGUAUGAAAGGUAGUAGCAAAGCAAAGAGAUGUUAUGUUCCAGCCUGACUGAACAUCUGGAGAUGAAUUUGAUAAAGUUGAUGAUAAUCUAAUAUAUUAAAGAGCUCUUUCUGAAGGAAAUUUCCCCUUAUUAGCUAGCCAGUGUUUGCCUCAUUUUCACCUUUUGAGGGGUCCUUGAGUUUUAUACUUGGAGCCUGAAGCUGAACUCACAGUAAUCUAGUAGAGUUCUUAACUGUUUGGUUAGAGUUAGGGAUCACAGGGAUAAAAGGCAGAAAUACCACAGGCUGGUAUGCCAGUUAUUUCUAUUAGUGCCUUCAACAUAAGUAUUGCCACAGAAAUGUCAUACUGGAGUCUAAUAAAAGAACAUAAAACUCUCAAAUUGGAAGCAAUCCUUUCCUCUGUGUUUUGGGGCUCUGUGUGAGUUCACGCGGGUGUUUGCAUCUGCCCACAUUGCAAGAAUGGAUGUGUGCAUUUCCAAGUGUGAGACUGUGUUUCUGUGUGACUGCGGGUAUAUGGUCUUAUUCACCUCUGUAUGCCCUAAUUUUAGAUUAUUUUACAGGGACCUGGCUUUCAUUGGUGACUGUUUCCGAGGUUAUUUUCUGAAAAGGCAAAUUCAUUCCCAGUUUGGCAGGUUAGGCACUCAAAAGUAAAAAUACCCCAAUACCUGGUUGCAUAUGAAAAUUUCAGCCAUGUUGUAAGCACAAAUACUUCCUAGAUGUUCUUUUCUCACAUAUGAAAUUCUGUGCUGUUCAGCUUUAUUUGUCCAAUUCGUUUUCUUUUAAAAGCUCCCAGCUAAGCUGGUCUCCAUGGUCUGCUCCCUUCCCAGCCCCCAACUCCUAAGGAGAACUGGCCACAGCCAAACGAUGGGACAAUUUUCAUAAUGUAAUACCAUGUACCAGUCUGAAACUCAGCAAUUCACUGGGCGGACUACUGGUCAUGUUGUCUUGUGCAACGUAGGAGCUGCAGGUACAAAGAUGAGAGGUUCCUGUUCUUGCUGCUUUUCCUUCUUUUUGUCUAUCUCAGAUUCCCCCAGUCCAUCUCCCUGUUGGAGGCUGGCUACAGCGGCGCUUGGGGUCUUCUGCCUAAGUUCAGUGGUAGCUGCAGGAGUCUUGGCUACCAGGUUCAUCCUGGUCUGCCACCUUGUGCAUGAAAGGGAUGAAAACUUCACCCUGCAAAAGGCAAUUAUGGAAAGCCUCAACCAGCAGCUGGAGCUCCUCCAGGCUCAGAAUUUGAACUUGACAGAGACUGUAAAGCAACUUGCCACCUCCAGAGGACAUAAAUGUAUUCCUUGUCCUGAGAACUGGCUACAGUAUGGGGAGAACUGCUACCACUUUUCAAAGGAAUGGAAAACUUGGCAAGAAAGCAAGGCUCAAUGCUCUACUCUGGAGUCCAGGCUUCUUAAGAUAGAGAGUAAGGAAGAGCUGGACUUCACAAUGCGAUCAGCACAGUCUUACAGUUCUUACUCUUUCUGGAUUGGGCUGUCCCACAAUGGAUCUGAGGGGCCCUGGCUGUGGGAGGAUGGAUCAGCUUUCUCCCCUGAUCUGUUUCAGAUCCAACGAGCCAGCUCAAGUCCUCUCCUAGAUUGUGCGUGGCUUCAAGGUGCAAAUAUAGACACUGCACGGUGUGGCGAGUACAAAUUUUACAUUUGUGAGAAAGUGGUGGAUCCUGCGGUGGUCGAGAAAGUGAGCUACUCAGACAGGCACUAGUGUGCAGAGCUCUGCAGAGACCCCCGUCCUGGGAUACGCCAUUGUGGGGGCGAGUUCUGCCCCAGGGUUUGCAAUAGGGAAAACAAGUCUGAGCUUAGGUUAAUGUAACAUCAGGGAUAAUCUAAGCUUAACUUGCCCGCUGGUGAUGCACAUCAGCCAGACUCCUUCUUGGGCUUUUUCUUCAACAAUUUCAUGCCCUCUUUCUUCUUUCAGUCCUUGCAUUCUUGUGUAACCACUUCUAUCCACUUCUCAUAAAUUCCUUUCUAAAUGAACCAUAAUUAAGUAUAUGAUUCCAGAACUCUAUUUUAAAGAUUAAUACCUGUCUCCCAGAAACAGGAAUCAAUGACCGUUUGUAAGAACAACACAUCAUGUUUUCAAAAUCCAUCCACUGGGUAUUCACAGAUGUGAGCUCCCAAUUUACAAUAAAUUUCCAAAUAUUUUAUUUAAUUUCACUCCUCACAUACUGAUAACUAGAAAGUACAGCAGAAUCAGAGCCUGCAUUAAAAGACAAAUAAAAAUAUUUAUAGUUCUUCUGGUUAGAGAGAAAAGCUUUCAAAUGCGAUUGUAUGCCCUAUGGGCUCAAAAAACAGAAGGCAAAGAUGGAACACAUAUUUAUUGAGGAAAAUCAGCAGUAUUUAAUGCCCAGGAAUGCCAGUCCAGCUGCUAGUGGAUUGUUCUGCUGCAUCGAGUGUUAGAGGGGAAGGUGCAUUCCUCUAAGAUAUCUGUCUUGAUAAUUAUCCAUGUCACAUCUGAUCCGAUUCUUUGAUUUCUCAAAUCCAUUUUCCAUUCUGUUGCAGAAUUUCACAACGAAUAAAUAUUGCUGCUACUGACCUUUUCUGUAGUGUGUCUUUUUAGUAAGUCACUGUGCACAGUAGGCUCAACAACUGUCAAGUACAGGGCCUUUAAUGAUGCAAAGCCUCCUGCCGCUUUGCUGCUGUUUAGGAGGCUGUUCAAAGAGAAGGCUGCAUCAAAGAGAGCAUCUCUUUUCUACGGCACUAGCAAACAAUAGAGAUCUUUGAAAUCUCUCAGGAGCAGUCACGUUUAUCUUUAGGACUUUUGUUCCUGUGUGUAUAUGUACUAAUUUGAGCCAUUCAAUGAAAACUGAACUGUAAGUCAGGGAAGGUGGAGGUAUUUAGGCAAGCCUCUAAUUAUGUUUAUUUCAGACAUAAAGCCGUGCAUCAGAAGUCUGCAGUAGCAACAGCCAACAAGUGUGCUGCAUCCCUCACUAAAUGAGUGUUUAGCAAUAUGGCAAUUAUCUUAAUUAUGGAUAUGAAGAAGUAAUUUGGAGGAGCAGGGACAACAGAGAGCGUCUUGCCACACAGCUAUCUCCUAGUCUGGAAAUACUGCAUUUUCUAAGUCUAAGCACGGGGCCUCAGCAGCCGCGGAGAUACUACCUGGGAUCCCAGUUCUGACUGAUCUACAGUGGAUGCAGGUACGAUGCGAACGAUGGGAGGGGUAACCCACCCAGAGCUGUUGUUCUAACACACGCAGGACAUGGUGGGACGCCCUGUCUUAUAACCCUUGAUAAUACAAGAAGGUCUUAAAGAUCACACCAUGAGGAAGCGGGAGAGCCCUCACUGAGGGACUGGUAUGAGGAGGAGCCGGUGAAGAGCUGAAGCAGUGAGUGAACCUGAUGUGAGGGAACUGGUGUGAUGGGCAUGGGGUCGGCGGACCAGUGAGGGGAGCAAUGGUUGAUCAUAGGGGCCUGGCUGAGGGAAAAGUGUUGCAUGCAAAAAGCCCUGGUAUUAUGGACUGGGAGCGAAAUGCUGAAGAAAAUGAAGGAAGGAAAUGUUGAAUGAAAGUCUGCUGUUCUGUACUGCAUUUGGGAGAAGAAUCCAUUAGCCUGUCUUGUCCCCCUGUCCAAGACAUGAAGCACUGGUCCCUGUGCCUGGCUGCUGAAUACACAAGCUCAGGAACUUAUAAAACAAGGGGUAAGUUCCUAGUCCUCAUUGCUGUCUGGAUUUUUUCAUUUUAUACCAUGUCUUCAUGCCUCAAUGACUUGUAAUUAGAACCUCUACAUGAUGAGCCAAGUUGCACUGAAUAGAAGAGCACAUGGCAUCCAGUAAUUGCCCUGAGAUGUGCAGUGUACAAUGUGUUACUGUGUUUGAGUAAAACCUAACCCUGAAUUUCCUUGAUAUGUAGCGUAAAUCAGUUCUUGUAUUUUGGCUUACACCAGAAGAGAAAAAUUUAGCCUUAUAUGUAAGACCAUCACUUAAGUCACAACACAAUAGUUAUUAAAACAGAGGUCAUAUCUUUUGUUAUAUGAGGUUAAAAUGUUCAGGACUUUAAAGCAAUUCAGAACUAAGCAAUUUCAUGCACCUAUCUUCUGCACUUUACUCUUUCCCGUAGCCACCUACACACAUGGGACUAUCUUCUAAAUCACUCUGUGCAUUCUUCAUGCAAUUCUUCUUAACUCCCUUUGAAAUGUCCUCCUCAGAAAUCUUUCUCAGAUUGCCCAGGGUCCAUUAAAGUAGUUGGUUCACAGAAGUCUGUUCUGUGCUGCUGAGUAAAGGGAAUAUUCUCAGUAAGCAAUGAGUUAGAGAAACAGUCUUUCCACUUAGCUUUGCAAGUCAUGCUAACCAUUGCAUUUUGCACAGGUACCUGUGAAGUCUGGUCCUUCAAAAUUACCGCAACUUCAAUGUUAAUUUGUCUUAAGAAUGAUGUCGUCUCUGCUGUCAUUUGGCUGCAGAAAGCAUUUAAAACUGACAAAGUUCAAAACCCAUCAUGCAAUCAUAGCUUUAAUUGAAUGAACUGAGUCAUUCAAGUCAUACAAUGCUCAUAGGCAGAUCUUUAGCUUUUGUUGCACACUGAAAAAGACAAAGGGUGAAAAUAUUUUUUUGACACCCACCACUAGAUAGUAAUUAGUUGUUGUCGGUUGUUGCCAUAAGGUUUUAUUAGCGCAGCCAGUUCUGUAUUCUUGAUGUUAUGUUGUUCACAGUGAUAAAAAAAUCUUGAGUCUAUGAUUAGCCUUUUCAGUUCAAUACGGUGUCCAUUAAAAUCAGCAUAUAAGCACUGUAUCCAUGCCACAUUGUUACAAAACAAGCCUUCAGCUCACAAGCCACUC
Aquila chrysaetos chrysaetos is the source of this 5703-nucleotide messenger RNA. RefSeq names its product oxidized low-density lipoprotein receptor 1-like. The record is from RefSeq and is a predicted model, not a curated record. Lineage: Eukaryota; Metazoa; Chordata; Aves; Accipitriformes; Accipitridae. Gene Ontology annotation, cellular component: cell surface. Bases 1824 to 2639 code for a protein of 271 amino acids. Gene Ontology annotation, molecular function: pattern recognition receptor activity; (1->3)-beta-D-glucan binding. Gene Ontology annotation, biological process: detection of molecule of fungal origin; positive regulation of wound healing; positive regulation of cytokine production involved in inflammatory response. The transcript is spliced from 5 exons.